Molecule: messenger RNA, 2084 nt
Organism: Rhagoletis pomonella (apple maggot)
Lineage: Eukaryota; Metazoa; Arthropoda; Insecta; Diptera; Tephritidae
Product: muscle, skeletal receptor tyrosine protein kinase-like
Exons: 7
Coding region: 1-1215 (404 amino acids)
Cellular component (GO): neuron projection
Source: RefSeq, a predicted model, not a curated record
AUGUCAACGCCGUGCAAUGCAACCAACAUCAACAAUAUAACAACGACCACUACAUGUCUACGAAACACAUACAACAAAAACAAAAAAAAAACACAAUCAUCCAACAUUUUAACAAUGCACCUUUCGCAACAAAAUAAUGAAAUGUUUACGCUGCUACUCACUUAUUUACGCGAUUUCAUUGUGUUGCCAUGGCUAUUGUUGCACUUGCUGCGUUUCGUUGCGUUUACAGUGCCACCUGAUAUUCUUGAUUAUCCAACCAGCACCGAUAUGGUGAUACGAGAAGGCUCCAAUGUUACGUUGAAAUGCGCAGCAGUUGGCUCACCAACGCCGACCAUCACGUGGCGGCGCGAAGGAGGCGAACCCAUACCACUGCCAAAUAAUUCAGAGGUGAUCGCCUACAAUGGCUCCUACUUGACCAUAUCGAAGGUGAAACGUUUAAAUAUGGGCGCAUACUUGUGCAUCGCUUCAAAUGGCAUUCCACCAACGGUCAGCAAGCGAGUAAUGCUAAUUGUGCACUUUCCGCCCAUGAUUUGGAUACAAAAUCAAUUAGUCGGCGCUGCUAUUGGCCAGAACAUUACGCUCGAAUGUCAAUCGGAAGCAUAUCCGAAAUCCAUCAACUAUUGGAUGAAGAAUGACACAAUCAUUGUGCCUGGUGAGCGUUUUGUGCCCGAAACAUUUGAGACUGGCUACAAAAUAACGAUGCGAUUAACCAUAAACGAUGUUGACACACUGGAUUUCGGUUCAUAUCGUUGUGUGGCAAAGAAUUCGCUUGGCGAUACAGAUGGCACAAUUAAACUCUAUCACAUUCCGCAAACAACGACAGUGACCACAAUAGCACCAACUGUGGCGCUCAAUACCGUACCGGUGGUGAUUGUUAAAUACAACAACAAAGAUCAACGUUUCAAUAAAAAAGUUCAUCGCACAAAAUCGAAUGCAGCAGAUACGCCAUCAUCGUCGGUGAAUAAUGUCUUUGUUGGUGCCACAUCGAGCUUAUGGAAUUCACAGGACCAUGGCGCGGGGAGGGAGCAUCAUCAAUCACCCGAUCACAGCAACUACCGCAGCGAUGCGAAAUCGGCUACAAACAAACAUGACGCCGAUUUGCUGACCGACGACAACGAAGCCAUACACGGUGCUGCCUGUACCACAGCUAGUACGCAUGCGCUGGUGCGUUAUGUAGGCGUGGCGCUAUUUAUAGCAUUUUGUGUGCGUGUGUAGCAAAUAUUGAGUCGAUAUUAGCAGGAGAAACAACAACAAUGGCAAACACCACAGUGAAGGCGAGAGCAGUAAUGUGGUACAAAAAGUGUAAAUUUAACUAAAAUAAUAACUAAAUAGAGUGGACGUUAAGGUUUAAAGAAAAAAACAAUUAAAUACAGAAGUAAGGUAACUUAACUCUAUUUACUUGUACAUGUUGCAAGAAAAUGCUUGUUUCUUUGAUUGUUUUAUGUUAGGGGCCGAAAUUAUAUACGUACAUAUAUUUAUCAGUUUAAAAAAAAAAGUUUACCUCAAUUUUUCAAUGAGUAUUUUCACAAAUAUUUAAAGCCAAGAUUUUGGUUCACAAUUACUUGCCGCCGUAUUCAACAGAGAAACCGUCAAACUCAAUUAUAAAAUAAUUAAUUGUAUAGAGCAGUUGAUUAAAGAUAAAUUAACUAAAAUAUGUGCAUAGUGAAGUAAAAAGAUUUAUGUAAACUAGUACACUUUGCUUAGUUGCGGGCUUCAUGUACACGCACACAACCGUAGAAAUAGACAAAAAGUACACAUUUAUACAUACAUACAUACAUAUGAAAAUUAUACAUAGAUUUAAAUUUAGCGACUAAAUGCUGCAUUAAUUGAAAAUGUAGUAUGUAUUAGCUGUGCUGUGUAACGGUGUAACACCGCACAAUUGUUGAUUAUGAUGCUGAGAUUUAUGAAAUAUUUAAAAUAAAUAUAAGUAUAUUAACUAAGCAUUAGUAAUAGAACAUAUGUACGUACUGAGGCAACUUGCUAGGGUAAUAUAUAUCAAAACUAAUUCAAGCAAAAAAAAAAAACUAAAAUUAAAAUAAUAAACUAUUAUAUUUGAGACUUGAUAGCCUGCCUGCUUUACUUGA